GUCCACCUUUCCCUGGCUUUCUCUAGCCCCUCCUCGGAUUCCUACCAUCUUCACGAUCGACCUGAUCAGCUGCUAUAGUCUCACCCGACUUGUUGACACCUCUUAGACCUCUCGGACGCAAACAUGAAGGUCAGCAUCGCUUUUAGCCUCUUGCCUUUGGUCCUUGCCAUCGGAACGACAAGCGUUCAAAGCUUACCUGUGGGCUCUACCCUGAGCAGGGUGUCCGGCUCGGGUGAGGGCUACUCCGGUGACGGUACAGGUCUCUGGGACUCACAGAGUCUCAAGCGAGCUACUGGGAAUGAGAAGUCCUCCAUCAAGAGCGUCCUGGACAGCGAGCUCAACCCAUUGGCCUCCCACGCGCCGACCAAAGAGCGUCGUAGCGACAUUCCCGAGAAUCUGCACGGAGACGGUACGCAUCCUCUUCCCCGAAGCGCAGUUUCGGCGUCGAAUGCGAAGCGCUUCAGUUUCUGGGAGCAUGCGCUCAACGUAGCGAAAUGGGACGAGGCACACCGUGGGCCAAGCGAGCCCAUCUCAUCACCUGCGGAACGUUCAGUGGAACACCCUGCCGAGAGCGCCAUCGCAAAUCUACUCAAGCGCUUCAGCUUCUCUGAGCACGCCAAAAACGUCAGGAUCUGGAACGCUGCACACCACAUCCUAGACCACCCCAUCGACCAGAGAGACACCACCGUUGGUACACCGCGAAAGAGGUUCGACUUCUGGCUGCACCAGGCCAAUGUCCAGAAGUGGAAUGACGCACACGCCGAUGACAGCAACGGUGGCGACAGAGGACACUUCAACCACGGCCACGGCUUCAUCCCCAUUCGACAGCGAGAGGAAGACGCGAAGGUCAAGGCUCGAUCGAGCUGAAAAGCCGGCAAGACAGUUAUUGCUUCCCCGAUGAGGAGGUCCCCAUCCCGAUGUCACUCUGAUUUGGCCGAUGGUCUUUGAGCAGGAAGCAGCGCCCUAGCGCAGUGGCUGUAAAGUUUAUCGUACUCGUCCUCA
Messenger RNA from Microstroma glucosiphilum, 1002 nucleotides. RefSeq lists its product as hypothetical. Bases 124 to 867 code for a protein of 247 amino acids. NCBI's taxonomy places the organism in Eukaryota, Fungi, Basidiomycota, Exobasidiomycetes, Microstromatales, Microstromataceae. The record is from RefSeq and is a predicted model, not a curated record. The transcript is spliced from 3 exons.